Fonsecaea erecta is the source of this 942-nucleotide messenger RNA. RefSeq lists its product as hypothetical. Gene Ontology annotation, cellular component: cytoplasm. The coding region runs from base 1 to 942 and encodes 313 amino acids. The record is from RefSeq and is a predicted model, not a curated record. NCBI's taxonomy places the organism in Eukaryota, Fungi, Ascomycota, Eurotiomycetes, Chaetothyriales, Herpotrichiellaceae. Gene Ontology annotation, molecular function: isomerase activity. Gene Ontology annotation, biological process: biosynthetic process. The transcript has a single exon.
AUGCCUCCCCAAAGCCGAGAUGACAGGAUCCACCUAGUCAACGUCUUCACGUCGGAUAGUGGAGGCGGGAACCUCGCGCCCAUUGUUCUCCGUGCAGAAGGUCUGACGGACGAGGAGAUGCGCGGAGUGGCGCACAAGCACGAGCGGGAAAGCGCGUUCGUGCUGCCGCCUCCACCAUCACUGGAAGAUGGUUCGAACGUGGAUUUCCAGCUGCGGUUCUUUGUACCAGAGCACGAGAUGGAGAUGUGCGGCCACGCCACCGUGGGCACAGCUUGGGCCAUGCACGAGCUGGGCAUUUCGCAGAAGCCGGAGCUCAGGUUCUCAACCAAGUCUGGUCUCGUGCGCACCAUCCGUCGCAUGGAGCAAGGAGACGGGCACGACGCGCAGAAGGUGAAAGUUUUUGUGUCUCAGCCGAAGGGGACGGUCCAGGACGUCGUGGACGAGGCAUUGCUCGCGGAGAUCCUCUCCGUGCUGGGUAUCUCUGACGAGCAGCUUGAUCAGACGACGCGGCAGGCCGUCCAGAACGCAUGCACGAGCCGAGUUAAGACAGCGAUCGCGUUGAAAAAUGCAGACGUGUUGAAUAAUCUACGGCCUGAUUUCUCGCGUGUCAAGGAUCUCUGUGAGCGGUUGGGGUCGACAGGCCUGUACCCCUAUGCAAUCGUACAGCGAGGGAAUACCAGCGGAGCCAGCGGCAGCCAAGCGGUCCAGAUCGAAGCACGGCAAUUCCCGAAGGCCUCGGGGUACCCUGAAGAUGCCGCCACGGGGAUCGCGGCAGCGGCUUUGUCUUAUGCUCUCCUAGAAAAUGGCGUGCUGGGUGUCGGACAGGAGGCCGUUGUCUAUCAGGGACGAGCAAUGGGCUAUCCGUCGCAAAUCAAUGUGCUGCUGGAGGAGAACGGAUGCUGGGUAGGCGGCACCUGUGCAUGGGAGCAGCUGUCGAGCUGA